UCUCGCCGAGGCCCGGUGACAUCUCUUCUGUCUUGUUUGCAGAGGUUUUCUUCCAGGCCACGAUUAUGAGUGAUCAAAUCCAGUUCAUUGUUGAGAAGCUCAAUGAGGAGCCCUUCAGGAAGAACUACAACUUAAUCACGUUUGACUCCUUAGAGUCAACGCAGCUGUUGCAGCUGCUCAAUGAUGUUCUGGGGGAGAUUGACCCGAAGCAUGCUGUUGACAUUAGAGAGGAGCUGCCGGAACAAACAGCUAAAAGAAUGCUGAAUCUUUUUGGUAUCCUUAAGUACAAACCUCCAGGAAGUACAGCAGACUUGAGUGCAUUCCGCCAAGGGUUAGUUACUGGAAGCAAACCUGUAAUUCAUCCCCUCUUACAUUGGCUUCUUCAGAGGACCAAUGAACUCAAGAAAAGAGCUUACCUGGCACGUUUCUUAGUGAAAUUGUCAGUGCCAGCAGAGUUUCUACAGGAUGAUACUGUGGCUGACACCAACAAACAGUAUGAAGAACUGAUGGAAUUGUUUAAAAACCUACAUAAGGAGUGCGAGCACCUCAAAACAUCUGGUUUAUCUACUGCAGAAAUAAGAAGGGACAUCAGUGCAAUGGAAGAGGAGAAAGAUCAACUCGUCAAAAGAGUAGAGCGUUUUAAGAAGAGGGUGGAGACAGUACAAAAUCAUCAACGAAUGCUUGAAAUAGCAAGACAGCUUCGCUUAGAAAAAGAGAGAGAAGAAUCUUUGGCUCAACAGAAACAAGAACAAAAAACUCAGUUGUUCCAUGCAGAGCAGAGACUGCAAAGAGCACACCUCCAGCUGAAAGAGAUGCAGCAUGCGGUGGUGGAUUCAAAACCUGAAAGUUUAAUGAAGAAACUAGAAGAGGAGAUAAAUUUCAAUUCAUACCUGGUUACAGAAAAAAUACCUAGAGAGCUUGCAAUUAAGAAGAAUGCAGCAUAUUUCUUACAAAAGGUGGUUGCAGAGCCAGCUAUGAGUCAAUCUGAUCUCGAUACACUUGAAACCAAGAUAAAUGAAGUAAACACAGAAAUUAAUCAGCUUAUUGAGAAAAGAAUAAUGCAGCAUGAGCCAAUCGAUAGUAAAUUUUCCUUGUAUCGCCAACAGGCAUCUAUCAUUUCCCGGAAAAAGGAAGCCAAGGCAGAAGAACUUCAGGCUGCGAAGGAAGAGAUGUCGAGCACUGAGAGGCAGAUGCUGCAGAAGAGCGAGCUGGAAGGCUCUGAAGUUCUGAAAGGGGAUGAGUUGCUUGAGAAGGAAAAGCUUAGUAGUGGACAUAGCCUUGAAUGGUACAUGGCUGUGGGCACUGACAGAUCCAUGGGAAUUCUGGAGGUCGAGCCCGCUGAGUUUCUGCGCAGGGAGCAGUUCACCGGGUCUAUGGGAAAAUGCCGCUGCUCAGAGAUGGAUUCCUUUUG
Messenger RNA from Pterocles gutturalis (yellow-throated sandgrouse), 1411 nucleotides. It is a transcript of the gene IFT81, whose product is annotated as intraflagellar transport 81. Gene Ontology annotation, cellular component: centrosome; intraciliary transport particle B; cilium. The record is from RefSeq and is a predicted model, not a curated record. Gene Ontology annotation, biological process: cilium assembly; intraciliary transport. The annotation marks the transcript as partial. Lineage: Eukaryota; Metazoa; Chordata; Aves; Pterocliformes; Pteroclidae. Gene Ontology annotation, molecular function: tubulin binding. The transcript is spliced from 11 exons.